UGCGUGAAGGCGCGGGAGCGGCUGGAGCUGUGCGACGCGCGGGUGUCGUCCCGCUCCCAGACGGAGGAGCAGUGCACAGAGGAGCUCUUUGACUUCCUGCACGCCAGGGACCACUGCGUUGCUCACAAACUCUUUAAGAACCUGAAGUGA
Opisthocomus hoazin is the source of this 150-nucleotide messenger RNA. NCBI's taxonomy places the organism in Eukaryota, Metazoa, Chordata, Aves, Opisthocomiformes, Opisthocomidae. The record is from RefSeq and is a predicted model, not a curated record.